AGCACUCGGGAGGCAGAGGCAGGCGGAUCUCUGUGAGUUCGAGGCCAGCCUGGUCUACACAGCGAGUUCCAGGACAGCCUCCAAAGCCACAGAGAAACCCUGUCUCAAAAAAACCAAAAAGACGAAGAGAGGAGCAGGCUUUGGGGAAUUUGAUAGAUCUUACUGGUUUGGCCAGCAAGUGAAGUGUGUGACAGGCAACUCCCUUGUGCAAGGAGGAGGUUCCAGCAUUUUAGAAAAGAAAUGAGGGCCUAAGAGAGGAAACCCAGAAGACUUGCCCUCAUGGUGAUCUCGAAAGAAGAAACUGUCACCUUUACCUUUCCAGUCCAGGGAUUUCAGGUACGAAAAGAGCCACCCCCUGACCUGUAUCUGCUCAUCAUUCAAUUGGUUGCCAUGCCCCCCUGUGUGUGUGUCUGUGUGUGCAGUUUGGGUCUCCCAGGCACCACUCUGGCAGCUCUGUGGCCUUGACUCCAGGCAGGUGUGUGUGCUGAGGCUGCAGCCGGGGCCACCUGGCAGCCAGGAGCCGUGAGCAUGCUGUCAUGGAAACGGCCCUGGGGUUGGCAGUGAGGCAAGGCGGCAGUUUACCAAGGCAAGGCGGAUUCAGGAGAGGGAAAGACCGGAAACUCAUACUCUUCAGAGUGGUCUCUCUGACCCCACAACUGCAGUCCACAGAAGCCCAGGACAUCUCCUGUGAAGCUCCCUGCAUGUGAUCCGAGGAUGGCUGAGCCACAGAGCCAGGAGCUUACAACUGAGUGCCCUGUCUGCUGGAACCCCUUCAACAACACAUUCCACACCCCCAAAGUACUAGACUGCUGUCACUCCUUCUGUGUGGAAUGCCUGGCCCACCUCAGCCUGGUAGCCCCAGCCAGGCGCCGUCUGCUCUGCCCGCUCUGUCGUCAGCCCACCGUGCUGGCUUCAGGGCAACCAGUCACUGACUUGCCUACAGACACUGCCAUGUUGACCCUGCUCCGCCUAGAACCCCACCAUGUCAUGCUCGAGGGCCAUCAGCUCUGUCUCAAGGACCAGCCCAAGAGCCGUUAUUUACUUCGUCAGCCUCGGGUCUAUACCCUGGACCUUGGCACAGAGCCUGGGAGUCAGACUGGUCUCCCUCAGGAUACAGUCACUGACACGGUGCCCGUGCCCAUCCCCAGCCACUACUCUCUCAGAGAGUGCAUCCGCAACCCUCACUUCCGGAUCUUUGCCUACCUGAUGGCUGUUAUCCUCAGUGUUACCCUACUGCUCAUCUUCUCCAUCUUUUGGACUAAGCAGUUCUUUUGGGGAAUGGGGUGAGCACUCUCUCUGUUCCAGCACAAGGAACCGAGCCAUUCUCUGUGGUUGCUGGAAUGGGGACUACUGAGCCUCCUUCGAUGUCUUCCUUGUAGUAUUGCUCAUCUGACAGCCUAGAGACAUGCGUCUGCUUUGGAGAACACAGAUGGCUCAUUUGAUGAAAAGCUUUGACCUGAAAAUGAACUAUGGAGUCAUGGAGUCCAGGGAAGCAGCUCUGUGGUUCCUCGGCCACAUAGCAAGUAGUGCCAAAGGGCUGGACAGCACUGUCCAGACAUCUGACUACAGUUGAGAUGAGAGCUUGUGGACAGCACUGUCCAGACAUCUGACUAUAGCUGAUAGCUUGUGGACAGCACUGUCCAGACAUCUGACUAUAGUUGAUAGCUUGUGGCAUCUUUCACUGGAGCUGUGUCCUGCUGUUCAUGUGUUACUGAGUUCUGGAGGGUUUCAAUUUGUGGACCAAUGUAUUUGUCUCCCCCUUCAGCUUUCUCUCCAAUUCUUGUCACCAUUCCCAGUAAAACUAGCCUGCAUUCUUUAA
Messenger RNA from Mesocricetus auratus (golden hamster), 1819 nucleotides. It is a transcript of the gene Rnf183, whose product is annotated as ring finger protein 183. Gene Ontology annotation, biological process: protein ubiquitination. Gene Ontology annotation, molecular function: ubiquitin protein ligase activity. The transcript is spliced from 2 exons. The coding region runs from base 715 to 1287 and encodes 190 amino acids. Lineage: Eukaryota; Metazoa; Chordata; Mammalia; Rodentia; Cricetidae. The record is from RefSeq and is a predicted model, not a curated record.